UAUUUUUUUUUGGUUUAGGCUUUUCUUGGUUUAAUGUGGAUUGAGAUGAGCUGGUGAUUUAGAAUUAGAGGCUUUGAGGUGUGAUUGUUUGAAUACAAUGCGAUUGUUCUCAUCAAGCUCAAGCUUCAGUCUGACAAAAGAGCAGAGUAGCGGUCGGAGCAAUCGUGUAGCGUUGUUUCUCAAUGUGUAUGACCUUACACCAGUAAAUAACUACCUUUACUGGUUUGGGCUUGGGAUAUUCCAUUCUGGUAUUGAAGCUCAUGGAUUGGAAUACGGCUUUGGCGCCCAUGAGUACCCUACCAGUGGAGUUUUUGAGGUGGAACCAAGAAGUUGUCCUGGCUUCAUUUUCAGGCGGUCAGUGUUGUUGGGCAGCACAAACAUGUCUCGUUCGGAAUUUCGAUCCUUCAUGGAACAAAUUUCUGGGAAAUAUCAUGGGGACACCUACCAUUUGAUUGCCAAGAACUGCAACCAUUUUACUGAGGAAGUCUGUUUGCAGCUAACUGGAAAGCCUAUUCCAGGAUGGGUAAAUCGCCUGGCUCGAUUAGGUUCUUUCUGUAAUUGUCUGCUGCCAGAGAGCAUUCAGAUAACUGCAGUUAGACAUCUUCCCGAUCAUCCAUCCUAUUCUGAUGAUGAUGGACCAGAGUCUGUUGUGUCAUCUUUAACGGCUGGGAGCGAAGAUGAGGAGGCAGAUCAUCAUCUGCUGACUUCACCAAAUAGUGAUGUUGCUUUUCUAAAAGAUAAACCAGUGAGGCUAGCAAAGGAACUACUUUGAUUUUUUUCCUUCCAACGAUUCCUAUUUUUUUUUUUUUGACUACCGUGGGUCUUUAACUGUUGUUUGUAAUUGUAGUAUAAAAUGUAGUGUAUCAAGGAAUCCACCAUCUCAGUUUAAUUUGAGC
Messenger RNA from Pistacia vera, 896 nucleotides. Its product is annotated as deSI-like protein At4g17486. The coding region runs from base 98 to 772 and encodes 224 amino acids. Gene Ontology annotation, biological process: protein deubiquitination. Lineage: Eukaryota; Viridiplantae; Streptophyta; Magnoliopsida; Sapindales; Anacardiaceae. The record is from RefSeq and is a predicted model, not a curated record. The transcript has 4 exons. Gene Ontology annotation, molecular function: deubiquitinase activity.